Messenger RNA from Saccharomycodes ludwigii, 2547 nucleotides. RefSeq names its product anaphase promoting complex subunit CDC27 (gene CDC27). Bases 1 to 2547 code for a protein of 848 amino acids. The transcript has a single exon. Gene Ontology annotation, molecular function: protein binding. Gene Ontology annotation, biological process: cell division. NCBI's taxonomy places the organism in Eukaryota, Fungi, Ascomycota, Saccharomycetes, Saccharomycodales, Saccharomycodaceae. The record is from RefSeq and is a predicted model, not a curated record.
AUGAAUACAUCUAAUAUUGGAAAUAGUACUUAUGCGAAUAAUAAUGAUAAAAGAAAAAAAAUUAAUACAAUGAAUCAUAUUUUUGAUCUAAUAAGCAUAUCGGAUGAGGAUAAGGCCGAUGUGCCUGACUUAUUAAUAUCAUUAGUUAUCAAUGAACUUUAUCAAAUGAACUAUAAAACAGCCGAGUUUAUUGGUGAAAUAUUAUUUACAGAAUGUUUGGAUUUAAUAGACAACUCACCAUUAUUACCAUUUUCGGGCUCACAUCCUGUUAACACACGUGCUAGUGUACAAAGAAAGCCUAAUUAUAAAAAAAAACAAUUAAAAAAAAAACAAUUAAGCGGUAUAUAUCAUUAUUGUUAUGCAAUGUUUAUGAAUAAGAAUUACCAUGGUGUGCUAGAAAUAACCGAAAGGUACAUAGUUAAAACCUUCAAUGACAAUACUGGAUUUGCAUCAACAGCUAAAAGGGGAACAACGAAUAAUAUUGGUCAUAAUAGCAAUGAUGGAAUUGAUAAAUGCAACAAUGAGAUUGAAAUGUCAGGGUUUGAAGAUUCCCUUUUGUAUGAGAAUUUGGGGUUGAUUUAUUUAUUUAGUAGAAGUUCCUUUAUGUUAAAUAAAAAAUUAAAGGAAUCUCUAAAUAUGUUGCUCGAAUUUGAGUCUGUCUGGGGAGAUUUAAUCAAAUCAAUCCCUUAUGAUAGAAGGGGUAGUUACGGAGAUAAUAAUAAUAAUAUUAAUACAAAGUUUUUUGACAGUAGUUUGCUGACUAACAGUAAUAUCGGUGGGGUAGAUUUUGAGGCUGGUAUGUCCACCAAUACUAUGAAUGAUAUGCUAUAUGGUUAUCCAAAUGUUGCCACCCUAAAUAGCUUGGUCGGAAAAAUUUAUUAUAAAAUGGACCUAGUGAAGGAAAGUUGUUUUUACCAUAGCAGAGCAUUAGGUUAUAAUCCAUAUUUGUGGGAAUCUGUAGAAGAAUUAUUUAAAAUGGGGGCGGAUAUUAAACUUUACAAAUUAUACAAAAUGGACCAUAAUGAUGUUACAAGUACAGAUUCGAAUAACAUUGCAAAUAAUAGUAAGAAAAGGCAUCAUGAGAGGGUGGAGAGUAAUAAUAUAACAUCUUUAAAUCCAACUGCCUCAUUUGAGAGUAAUACUGGGGAUAAAGGAGCCAAUAAAAUCAAUAAUAAACGCUGGAAACUAAGAGAUACAGACACCACAAAGAGUUUUUUUAACAGUCCAAAGGUGAAGAUUAAUACUGCACAGAGGAAUGAUAACACUGAUACUAAUACUCCUAGUAAUAGAUUAACCAACAAAAAGCAACAACGUAAAAAUGACAAUAGUACACUACUUACACCACCGCCACUACCUGUAUCUACUAUAGUUCCUGAUAUUAGUACAACAGCCCUACCUUUUAUAGAAAGUAAAAAGUCACCAGGAGCAACGCAUCUCAGAAGCACCAAUUUUGUACCAGAGGAAGGUUAUCCUUAUAAUAGGAAUAAUAGCAAGCCAGCCAUUUUAAGUUUUAUAGAUGAAAAAAGAAAUUAUCACAAUCUGGUUGGUAGUAAUGCUAACAAUGGUAAAUAUUACAUUAAUGGUAUUUUCUAUUAUUUGGGAAAAAUUCUGAAAGCGACGUUAAAAUAUGAUUCCUACAAAGCUAUUAGGAUGUUAGGCACUAACUUGCCUCGUCAUUACACUGAAACUAUGCCUUGGUGCAUAGCUCAGUUAGGAAUUUUACACUUUGAAAUUGUUAAUUAUGGAAUGUCUGAAAAAUAUUUUGAAAGAUUAAGAAGAUUAACAAGAACUAGGGUACAAGAUAUGGAUGUUUAUUCUACACUAUUAUGGCAUUUAAAGGAUAAAUCCAAGUUAUCGUACUUAUCACAUGAAUUACUAGACAUAGCACCAUUGUUGCCACAAACCUGGUGUUGUAUUGGUAAUUUAUUUUCUAGUUUGAAAAAUCAUGAAGAUGCCAUCAAAUGCUUCCAAAAGGCUAUUAAAUUGGAUCCAUAUUUUACUUAUGCUUAUACCUUGGAAGGUCAUGAGUUUUCUAAUAAUGAUGCAUUUGACACUGCUAAAAAUUGUUAUAGAAAAAGUCUUAGCAUAUCACCAAAUCACUACAAUGCUUAUUAUGGUUUGGGCAUGUGUUCAUUGAAGGUGGGAAAAUAUGAGGAAUCAUUAUUUUAUUUCCAGAAAGCACAGUCUAUAAAUAGAGCAAAUGUUAUUUUGUUGUGUUGUUGUGGUGUGUCUUUGGAGAAAUUGAAUUACAAAGAAGAAGCAUUGAAAUUUUACGACAUUGCAUGUGAAUUGCAGCCAGAUUCAUCUUUAGCAUUGUUUAAAAAAUCUUAUUUGUUGAUGGAAAUGGGUAGUUACAAUAUGGCCUUGAUAAAUUUUGAAAAACUUAUAACUAUUGUGCCUGACGAAGCAACCGUUCACUUCUUAUUGGGCAAAUUGUACAAAAUAUUGGGGCGUGAACAGGAUUCAUUAAAGGAAUUUACAGUUGCAAUGACUUUGGAUCCUAAAGGAUCACAAAUGGUUAAAGAUUCAAUGACAGAAAAGUCAUAA